AUGGCACAGGCUGUUCGCAUUCUCUCUGGACCAGGCGCGGUAUACACUCGUGGCUCCGUGUUCAAUGCCGGGAGUAACGAGACUUUUGCAUCGCCAGCAUUCUACUCGAACAACCACAACGCCUGGAUCCACGUAUUUCCGGAGGGAUGCGUGCACCAGCACCCCCAAAGUACCCUGAGGUACUUCAAAUGGGGAGUUUCACGCCUGAUCCUUGAGUCCGACCCAGCUCCUCAGCUGGUCCCCAUGUUCAUCGACGGUUUCAAGAGCAUCAUGCCCGAAGAUAGGAAAUGGCCGCGGUGGUUGCCUCGUGUAGGCGCCAAAAUUCGCGUCAUCUACGGCGACGCAGUCGAUGUCGACGAGGCCUUUAGGGAUUCGCGGUCUAGGUGGAAGCACAUGGUGAAGAAACAAGAGGAAGCACUCGGCAGACCACUGAGCGCUGGGGAGGUUCCCGAAGCGCUGAAGCACAACCCCGAGGCCAUCCAACUAAGAACAGAGGUUGCCAAGACCGUCAGGGACAUGGUUCAGAAGCUUAGAGUGAGGGCGGGUUAUCCCGAAGAUGAUCCAGCAUUCGCUCUGGCGGAAACUUGGGAGCGGGAACCUAAGACGAAGCAAUUCAAGAGCCCGGUGGAUGACAGUCUGGUCCACAAGGAAUGA
Messenger RNA from Colletotrichum karsti, 654 nucleotides. RefSeq names its product acyltransferase. Gene Ontology annotation, biological process: inner mitochondrial membrane organization; cardiolipin acyl-chain remodeling. The transcript has a single exon. Gene Ontology annotation, cellular component: mitochondrial membrane. The coding region runs from base 1 to 654 and encodes 217 amino acids. Gene Ontology annotation, molecular function: 1-acylglycerophosphocholine O-acyltransferase activity. NCBI's taxonomy places the organism in Eukaryota, Fungi, Ascomycota, Sordariomycetes, Glomerellales, Glomerellaceae. The record is from RefSeq and is a predicted model, not a curated record.